Labrus mixtus (cuckoo wrasse) is the source of this 5964-nucleotide messenger RNA. It is a transcript of the gene kcnq1.1, whose product is annotated as potassium voltage-gated channel, KQT-like subfamily, member 1.1. Bases 301 to 2313 code for a protein of 670 amino acids. Gene Ontology annotation, molecular function: voltage-gated potassium channel activity. Lineage: Eukaryota; Metazoa; Chordata; Actinopteri; Labriformes; Labridae. The transcript is spliced from 18 exons. Gene Ontology annotation, biological process: potassium ion transport; transmembrane transport. The record is from RefSeq and is a predicted model, not a curated record. Gene Ontology annotation, cellular component: membrane; voltage-gated potassium channel complex.
CCAAACAGUAAAAUGUCUGGACAGCUGGCGACUCACAGCGCACCGCCUGGCGCCCACAGCACUCCAGGCUGAUAAGUACUGUGAGCAGAGGAAGGGGAUAUUCAGUCAGGGAUGAGAGUCGCCAUAUUCUCAACAACCCAGAGAGCUGUAAAGUUAAAUGGAAGAAACACCAUCCGUGUGAUCUAGAGCAGCAGUAACUUCGCGCACAUGGGCGAACAUUUGUCCGUUUCAGUGAGUUAUUGAGAAAAAAACAAGUGUGAAAAAGUUAACCAAGCAGUAGAAGAAUAACAGGAGGAAACUAUGUCUAAUUCUGGCUUCUAUCAGGGGAACAAUGAAAGGUCCUCUGGCUUGGCACGAGGACAACGACCACCGGAUUUGGAGUUGUCAGAAACGGCGUUUUCCGCGCCUGAUCCAGGAAGACCUGCCGGCAACGACGCGUAUUUUCAAAGAGACAAAAGUUCUGGGGAUGGCAACACUCCCACGGAGGUGCCUCAUGUACACCUCCACCCUUACGUAUCCCAUCCUCGCAUGUCCAUGCGGAUGUCAGUGUACAGCGCCGGGGUGCGUCCAGCCCUCAACCGCGCCUACAUCCAAGGACGCGUGUAUAACUUUCUGGAAAGGCCGUCUGGCUGGAAAUGCUUCUUGUAUCACUUCACAGUGUUUCUCAUGGUUCUGGCCUGCCUGAUCCUCAGCGUUCUGUCUACCAUCAAUGAGUAUGAAGCUCUGGCGCACGAAACGCUCUACUGGGUGGAGAUCUUCCUGGUGGUGUUUUUCGGUGUAGAGUACCUCGUCCGCCUCUGGUCAGCUGGCUGCCGCAGUAAAUACGUCGGCAUCUGUGGCCGGCUACGCUAUGCCAGGAAACCAAUCUCUAUAAUAGAUCUGAUUGUGGUUGUUGCAUCUAUUGUCGUGCUCUUAGUAGGCUCCAAAGGCCAGGUCUUUGCCACCUCUGCUAUAAGAGGGAUUCGCUUCCUGCAGAUUCUGCGGAUGCUCCAUGUGGACCGACAGGGAGGAACCUGGCGUCUCCUGGGCUCAGUUGUCUACAUGCAUCGACAGGAGCUGAUCACUACCUUGUACAUUGGAUUUCUGAGCCUGAUCUUUGCCUCGUACUUUGUCUACCUGGCAGAGAAAGAAGAAAAUACAGGUUUUGAAAACUACGCUGAUGCCCUGUGGUGGGGAGUGGUGACAGUGACUACCAUUGGAUAUGGAGACAUAGUUCCAACAACCUGGAUCGGAAAGAGCAUUGCAUCCUGUUUCUCAGUCUUUGCCAUUUCCUUCUUUGCCCUGCCUGCAGGAAUCUUAGGAUCAGGCUUCGCCCUCAAGGUGCAGCAGAAGCAAAGACAGAAACACUUCAAUAGGCAGAUCCCUGCAGCUGCCUGUCUCAUUCAGACAGCGUGGAGAUGUUUUGCUUUGGAGAACUCGGAUUCCGCCACAUUCAAGAUGUUUUUGAGGAAGAAAUCCAGCUUCCCCACCUCCGCUCUGUUCACCCAGAAUCCCAAGAAAUCGGUGAAGAAUAGGAAGAUGUUGAAGAGCACCAACAGCAGCCCUGCUGCCACAGCUCCCAGCAUCACCUACGACUCUGCGUUCGAUAGUGGGAGGGAGCUGACCUCUGACGUUUACAGCACUGUGGGGACAGGUAUAGCAGGAUCCCAGACUUUGGGAGGAUGUGAUCACCAGCAGUCCUGGCCGUCUCUCUCUUCCGUUCACUUCAGCUCACAGCCUCCAGGCGCAGUGAAAGCAGGCGCUGGGUUUUUGGAUGUCCCUCCCCACGGUCCCCUCCAGAGGAACAGCAGCUUUGCAGACGACCUGGAGCUGGAAUCAGAGCGAUUCGGUGCACUGGCUCCUGCUGCCUCUGUGUCACAAUUGACAGAGUCACACCGAAAGGCCAUCCAGGUGAUCCUGAAAAUGCGUUAUCUAGUGGCUAAGAGAAGGUUUCAGCAAGCUCGCAAGCCGUAUGAUGUGCGAGAUGUGAUUGAACAGUACACCCAGGGUCACCUCAGCCUCAUGGUGCGAAUCAAGGAGCUGCAGAGGAGACUGGACCAGUCUUUAGGGAAGAUAACUUUGUUCCAGACGAGUUCAGAAGACAGAGACAAAGACAAGGGCAACUCCGUCGGCUCCAGACUGAACAGGAUAGAGGACAAGAUUGCAAACUUGGACCAGACGAUGAGCCGCAUCGCAGGAUCCCUCUCCUUACUGCUGGACCAAAGGGACGUCCGCGACGGAGAAGGUGGAGGCAGGCAGAAGCCUCAGCUUGGACAGACCUUAAAUGUCCCGCCCAGCCAGGACGCCUUGCCACGCUAUGACCAACUAUCUUAAUCAUCAAUCUCUUCUCACACUGCCAGCACAGUGGCCUUCCCAUUACCUCACUUCAGCAUAGCCAACAGUAAGGAUGAGAGCUGCUGAAAACAAACUGCAACAUACGUCUAAAGCAGUAUCCUACCUACCUAUACCUCCCUAAAUACCUAGAAUCCAUACUUAUCUAUCGUGCAUAGCCUAUAAUGACAAAGAAAUGUAUAAUUUCUGUAAAAAAUAUGUUUUACACUAACUAACCACUAAAAAUAGCUAACACCCAAUGCGUAACUACACUAACUAUGUUAUGGCCAUCUCUGAGCAUUGACUGCCUUUCGACUGCACAGUCAUGCAAAAACUUUAGCUGGUGAGACACUUCGGCUAGCUUAACAAAAGCUGCAGCUAAAUUGACUUAUCUGCCUUUAGGUGUUGGUUAAAUUUUAAAGAACUUGCAUAUUGUUAAUUCUUAGAUGGUGGCUAAAUUUAUUAUGAUAACUCAUGCUUGUCUAAUUUAACAUCACUAAACUCUAACAGCCUUAACUCACCCCUAGCUUAAUAGCUUUUGAUAUUACGCAUUAUUUACUUAUGUAGCCUACAUUUAUUUCCUAAAUUUGAAUAAACUACUUAAUAGAGCUGAGCCCCACGCUUACUGUUAUUCUGUGAUUUAUGAGCUCUAACUGCUUUGCAUUUAUUACCUUGACACAAAGAUGUGGACAACUAAAAAGCUAAAGCAACACAGCCAUUUAAGCAAAAGCUAGCUAGCUAGCUAUGUGAUAUGCAAUAGUUAGCUUUAGCUUAAGCUUAAACAAAAUGUAACCUAAUUGAUCAGAUUUUUGCCUUUUGCAUUGUGUAAUUUGUAUUUCUAGAUAACCAAUGGACAGUGGUAGAACGUCAACUCACAUUGUUCCAGUGAAUCGUUUACAAUGAACAACUAAAGCUCACAGUUGACGGAAGUUGAAGUAAUAUAUUUUCAGUAGUUUCAUGUGGACGUCUCAAAUAGCUACAAACAGUCAAAAAUGCUCUUGCUGUCGCUCUGUCACUCAAAGACCGGGUAAGGAACGACUUCAGUUAACAUGGUGUAAACCAAAAUGUUUGCACUGAAAGCUGGUGAAGUGACUAAUUAGCUGGUGCUGAUUAAUGUUUUGCCUAUUUGUUGUCAGUUAAUUAUAAAAUAUGAUUUCAAAGGAAAUCUGUAAUCUUUUAUAUAACUAAAGGACGCAGUGGCUGCAGUAUGUCGUGUAGUGAUACAUCUUAACUCCUGCUCAAGUUAACAAACACGCUUCGCAGAUUUUGUGUUUUUUAGUUAUUUCAGCUUUUACUCUAGUGGAAUGGACUUGAUAAAUAAGUGGACAGACAAAACAAACAUCUCAAUUACCAGUGUGUUUGGCUGUGAAUUCUACACUUUUGAAUGUGUAUUAUGCAACAUUUAAAACACUUAUAUAGCAGACAACAAACAUAUCCUGACUAAACGUAGCCUAUUGUUAAAUAUUGACUUUCUAUUAAAAAAAGACUUAAGUCAAACUCCCUCUGGGUUUGUUGUACUCAGCUCGGUGUUCACAUCGACAGGACACUACUUCCUUAAGCUGAAAUGUUCUCACUCACUCAGGGAUGCUGUGUGUAGUGGCACAAUGGCCAAGCACUGUUGAAAGAGUACAAUUCAAAGAGAGCCAACUGACUUUCCAAACCUUAUUUUGUCUGAAAUGCUUAAAAAGAAUAAGAAUUAAAAAUCUACUGCUGCAUAUCUGAAUGGAGAUCAGUCCUAAAAAAAAAAAAAUGCUCGGGACAUUAAGUAAGGGUUGGGGAGCAGAGGAAGCAGUGGGCUGAGGAAUCAAGGAGGUUAGAUUGUUUUGGUCUGAGAGACUUGUGCCAAUGUGUAACAUCUACUGGACAUCUACUCUGAAAGUGAUGUGACUGACUUUGAUACGCAUCCCCACUAAGUCUGUGAAGGCCUAGGGCUGUCCCACUGUCAAAUUGUCAAUGGCUUGAGGGAUCUCUCGCAGGCUUUUUGAGCCCUUUAUGCCCCUUUUCCAUAAGUGGGCAUAUCUGCGGACUGAGCGUGAGGGAAUUACCUAUAGUUUAUAGUAUUGUGAGUUCAAACACAGGAUUCCCAGCAGAAAUGUGCAAGCAUGGAGGGGUAAACAAACACCAUAAAACGGAAAUAAAUAAAAAGGAGAGAAAGAUAAGAAAGCAUGGAAGGUGCAACCAAAGUUGACGGUUCUAAAAAGGAGGUUUGCAGCCUUAAUUCACUUAGGAAAUUUUGCCAUGGUACAUCUGUUUUUAUCUCAAGAUUCUGAGAAGCUAAUUCAUGCCUGUUGUUCUAGUAGACUGCAGUUUAUGUUACUCUUUUUACAGGUCUACAAAAAAGUAUUUUGGGAACUACAGCUAAUUCAGAACUAUGCUGAAAGCCAGGCAGUCUUUUCCUUAAGCGCCUUGGCUGUGAGUUAAGUAAAACAACUAAUUUAAAAAGUUGUCAUGACGCUUUAGUGAGCAACAUGUCGUAGUGCUGUCAGGGUUACAGGGAAGUCGCAAAGUGCUGCUGGCCCAUUCCUACUCAAACCCCUUGCAGCCUCAUGCACUCAGUCACUCUCCAGAUGGCAUCAAUUAAGUCCUUAAGGGCUCAGGCUCUAGGGAGGAAUCAAGAUUCAGCCAAACAAAUGAAAGUGGAACUCGAGGUUAAGAAAACAUGGUUGGAAGAUAGUGAAUAUUGUAUCCCUAGAUAGGAAGCAAACCUAUAACUUCUCUUUUACAAUUCUACAAUUCACUUAGCAAACACUUAUCACUUUUAUCCAAAGCAGCGUACAUCAGAGAGUAAGUACACCAGAUGCUGACAGGCAUUGCACAGAGGCUAAGUACAACAUUUACGGCAGUUCUUGAGAGCUCUAAUCAGUAUAGAAACCAUCUUAAAAGUCGCUAUUAUCAACAAAACCAUCGUCAUCAUCAUCAUCAAUAAUAUUGAGACCAUCAUCAUCAUUAAGUUAGUAGGUAUUCAUGAAAGAGCUGGGUCUUUAGCUUUUUCUUAAAGGUGCAGAGGGACUCUGCCGAUCGAAUGGAGUUUGGUAGUUCGUUCCACCACCGGGGGGCGACAUAGGAGAAGAGUCUAGUCAGCGUCUUAGGACCCUGUUGUGAAGGAGCAGUCUAACAAAUUGCCUUUUUUCUUACUUUAUUGCUUUUCUGAAUGCUGGGAUAUUAACGUGAAUUAUCUCGUCAUAGAAUAGGCAUAUGUACAAUUUCUACGAAAUACAACCUUUUCAAUGCGGAUGUUUCAGUAUCAGGAUAUUUUUCUAUUACCUUGAAUGGAAAACUAUCUUGAAAGCAUUUACUGGCGUAUCGUUAGUUCAUUGCCUUGAUAAAAAAAGGUCAUUGAAACUACUAUUUCACAUGAAUGCCCAAGAAAUAGCUGCCGCCCAUUACAGCACAUGUUUUAUAAUCUACAAGUGCCUUAUAAGUGUUGUACUAGAAGUAUAAUCAGUUUGAAGUCAUUUGCCUUGCUCUUAUCAUGUACUUUGAUUCAAUAUGUUGAGUUUUAUAUCACAUUGUUUUACUUCCAUGUAGAGGUGAGGCCUUACUUUACUUGAAAAUUCUCAGUUUGAUAGGGGAAAAAAACUGUUUUUAUUCGACUUCACUUUUUUGUAAAUGUUAGGAAAAUUCUUCUAGCAAUAAAAUAUUUUGGUAAUUGUC